UAUCCAUUUUUGCUAUUCAUUCCGUUGCGACAAGGACGCCAGAUUUCACCACAGAUUGAUCAUUCAUUAAUCAUAAGUCGAUGUAUUGUUUAUUUAAUUUAUUGAUCAGCAGUGUGAUCGGUCGAUCAAUCGACUUGUGACUUGGUGGAUUGAAAAGUGAAACUGAGAGGAAUGCAGCAGAGCAGGAGGGCAGUAGAGUCGUACUGGAGGUCGCGAUUAAUCGACGGUGCGACGGACGAGGAGGAUAAGGUUACUCCGGUGUACAAGUUGGAGGAAAUUUGCAGUCUGCUGAGGUCUUCGAAUGAAUCCGUCGUCAAAGAAGUCUCCGGAUUCAUCCUCAAGCGCCUCGAACAUAAAUCACCUGUAGUAAAGCACAAGGCAUUGAGGAUCAUCAAAUAUGCUGUGGGAAAGUCAGGUGCAGAGUUCAGAAGGGAGAUGCAGAGGCAUUCUGUUGCUGUACGUCAGUUAAUCCACUACAAGGGCCAGCCAGAUCCUCUGAAAGGUGAUGCACUGAACAAAGCUGUACGUGAAACAGCACAGGAGGCACUAUCGCUCUUAUUUUCAUCAGAUGAUAGUGCAGCUUCAACAACAGAAAGUAGCCUUGGCAGUAGGAUUCAAGGAUUUGGAAAUACCAACUAUGAAAUGCCAUCAGAAGAUAAAAAGUCCUUUAUCAGUGAGGUUGUUGACAUUGGCAGUGCAACAAUUAGACAGGGACUGAGUAGUUUGAGACAAUCCCCGUCCCUGAGGAAAACUACUGAUGGUGGGUGUUACAAAGGUCCUAAUCUUCGGCGAUCUCUGACUCAGAAGACUAAUUAUUCUGAUCAAUAUGAAGGAAUUGACCCACCUACGGAAACUUAUGACUCUUCUCGCUUCUCCAAUAAUGCUGGGUCUGGAACUUGGGGUCAACAUGUAAAUGCAUCUGAGGCAGAAACAAGUGGUGCAGACUCUGGCUCAACUUAUGGUCAUAAGACUCGUGAGGAGAAAUUGUUGGAGACUAUCGUGACAGCUGGUGGCGUUAGGCUACAGCCUACUCGGGAUGCACUUCAUAUUUUCCUGGUGGAGGCCUCAAAAUUAAAUGCUUUGUCAUUAGGACAUGCUAUUGAAACAAAGCUGAGAUCUCCUCCGUGGCAGGUUCGCAUGAAAGCCAUCUGUGUCCUUGAGGCAGUAUUGAGGAAUAAACAGGAUGCAAAUUUUUCAGUUAUUGCAUCGUAUUUUGGUGGAAACAAAGAUGCAGUGGUGCAAUGUUCCAAAUCACCCCAAGCAUCUUUGCGGGAGAAAGCAACUAAGGUGUUGAGUCUUCUAGGUUGUGAACAAAGUGGUGAAGUUAAUCAUGUAAGAGAAUCAACAGAGAUGUCUCAGCCUGCAGUGAUGCCAGAUUUGAUAGAUGCUAGUGGCGCAAAUGAUCUUGCCGGCAUUGAAGACUCCAAUAAAACACUGAAUGAGCCAAAAAUUUCAAAUGCAGCAGCUUCUACCGCUCCACUGAUUGAUGACUUACUUGAUGGAAAUUUUAGUGGUAAUGUGAGCACCCCGCUGAAAAGUGAUGAUGACCCAUUUGCAGAUGUCUCCUUUCACAUGAGACAGGAUAAAGACCAUGCUGCUGAUGUAUUUUCUCGAAUGGCUGUUGAUAAGUCAGGAGCCAUGAAAUCCCAUAUGGGCGCUCAUAGAACUGAAUCUGAACCUUUCUACCUUUUCAGUUCAAGUUCUGAAGUCUUCCAAGAACAUGGGAGUCCUAGAAAAGAUAUUUCCAACUUGAUGGAUGGUUUGUCUAUAAAUGGAAAUGGUCCAAUUAUAAAGAAAAACGAAAGCAAUGCUGAGCAGGGGAGCGAUGUCCUAAACAGCGAAGUUGCUUCUCAAGCUGCUGCAGUUGACGCCAAUCCCAUGUUUCCUUUGGGUGCCAUGGCUCAUAAUUUUCCAUCUGGAUUCAUGUACAAUCCAGGAUUUGCUUCGCAGCCAAUGAAUUAUAGUGCCAUGGGGAGUCUCUUUGCUCAACAGCAGCUCCUAGCUACAAUGACAACCUUCCAGCAACUAGGGAAUCUACAAUCAAGUACUAUUAAUACCACUGCCAAUUCUAAGGGAGGAAAAUUUUCACCCCUUCCAAAUGUUUUUAAUCCUGUCAUAGUUACUCAGCCUCCUACUUCAAUGAUGAACGGCUCCAAAAGAGAGGAGACUAAAGCAUUUGAUUUUAUCUCGGAACAUCUUGCUUCACUUCAUGACUCGAAGCGUGUGUGAUCUGAGUUCUUUGACCGCUGUCGUUCAUAUCAUUAAAUGAAGCAGCUGCUCAUCAGGGCUUGCAUCUUCGACUAAAGAAAAUAUAUUUUCUUUCGGAGUACUUUCCUAAGGUAAAGGGCAAGACUUAGAAACCGGUAGUUUGAUGGUAAAAUAGCUGAUGAAAUAAGAGAUCAAAAUGGAGCAGCUGAAAGGGCAUCGCAAAUGAGAAAGUCCUUUCAGCAUUUGUUUUGUUUGAGCCUGAGAUAGUUAUCAAUUGCGCAGUCGUCAUCAUCAUAUUUCAUA
Messenger RNA from Sesamum indicum (sesame), 2511 nucleotides. RefSeq names its product protein MODIFIED TRANSPORT TO THE VACUOLE 1. Gene Ontology annotation, molecular function: ubiquitin binding; phosphatidylinositol binding. Lineage: Eukaryota; Viridiplantae; Streptophyta; Magnoliopsida; Lamiales; Pedaliaceae. Gene Ontology annotation, cellular component: trans-Golgi network membrane. The record is from RefSeq and is a predicted model, not a curated record.